Pantherophis guttatus is the source of this 1775-nucleotide messenger RNA. RefSeq names its product ficolin-1-like. Gene Ontology annotation, biological process: complement activation, lectin pathway. Gene Ontology annotation, molecular function: carbohydrate derivative binding; antigen binding; signaling receptor binding. Lineage: Eukaryota; Metazoa; Chordata; Lepidosauria; Squamata; Colubridae. The record is from RefSeq and is a predicted model, not a curated record.
GAAAGUUACAGGGCGAUUGUUUACUUCAACCGAUGAAUGAGAGUUGGGAGGGGCCUUGGAGGUCAUUUGUUACUUGGUGCACACGUGAUUCCCCAGACUUGAAGCCCGGAAUAAUUUUGGCCAUGGGACCCCUGGCUGCUUACUCUGAAUGGGAAAUCCAGUUCUGCUCACAACCAGCCAGCAGGGAACAAGGAAGCAGUUUGUGGUGCCGUAACAACUGAUCUUGGCUUGGCGCCCCUGGGGGAGCCUUGGGUGUCUUGGCACCAGCCCAGCAGAACCUCCUAAGUCACCCGCCUUUUCACCAGCAACCCCUUUUCUUCCAUUUGUAUUAUUCCACGGUCUCCAUUCUGGCUUUGCUUUGAAGCAGAUGAAGAAGAGUUAGCCGAGAGGCGGUUGAGUGGACAGAUGUGUGUCUUGAUGGACAAGGAAGCAGUUUGUGGUGUUAUAUCUGCUGAUCUUGGAGACCCCAUUUAAUAGCAAAGGUUAAAAAGCAGCCGCCACCAAUAAAAGCCAGAGAGGGUCCUGGGCAGAGCUGGCAAGCGAGCGGCUCUCUUCCUGCUCUGCUUCAUGGCCGCAACCUGCGGAGAGGCAGAGAAGUCCACCUGCCCAGAAGCCCAGGUGGUGGAGCUGAAUGGCAACGACAAGGUGAUCAUCCUGCGGGGGUGUCCAAGCUCCCCUGGGUUACCAGGGACCCAGGGACCCCCAGGCUUUCCUGGGGCCAAAGGUGAAAGGGGCUUGCAGGGAAUCCCUGGGGAAAUUGGACCCCCUGGGCCAAAAGGAGAAAAGGGGGAGGCAGGGAAGCCCGGAGAGAAAGGGGAUAAAGGUGACACAGGAGCAAUUGAUGAGGAGGGGCUGGAUGCUCUCCAGUGCAAGCGAGGUGCCCGAAGCUGCAAGGAGCUCUUGGCCCAGGGGGUGGUCCUGAGCGGCUGGUACACCGUCUACCCCCAGAACUGCCGGCCCCUGCGGGUGCUGUGCGACAUGCACACCGACGGAGGCGGAUGGAUCGUCUUCCAAAGGCGGUCGGAUGGCUCGGUGGAUUUUCUCCGGGACUGGGCCGACUACAAGAAGGGAUUUGGGAGCGAGCUGACCGAAUUCUGGCUGGGGAACGACCACCUUCACCUCUUGACCUCUCUGGGAGAGAACGAGUUGCGUAUUGACUUCAUGGAUUUCGAAAAUAAAUUUUCCUUCGCCAAAUACGGAUCCUUCCGGGUGGCAGCAGAAUCCGACUGGUAUCGGCUGACUCUGGGCAACUUCACAGGGGGCUCCGCAGGCGACUCUCUCUCCAACCACAACAACAUGCCCUUCUCCACCCGAGAGAGGAAGCCGGACACUCUAAAGUUCAACUGCGCUGAGAUGUACAAAGGGGCCUGGUGGUACAAUGAAUGCCACUACUCCAACCUCAACGGGAAAUACUGGCUGGGACAACACGACUCUUACGCGGACGGCAUCAACUGGAGGACGGGGAAAGGCUACAAGUACUCCUACAAGCGCACAGAAAUGAAAAUCAGGACAGUGGCUUAGGGGGCUCCUUCAGCAGAUGGGGGUUUCUUCUGAGGGGUUCCAAAGGGCAUCUAGUCCAUCCCCUCUGCUUUUGAUUUGCUACCUUGACACAGAGCUUGCAUUUUAGAAAAUGUCCGUGAUUAAAUGAUCUUUAAACUGAAGGGCCUUUGCAGAGUUUGGGGGUCUUUGUCCCCCCUUCAUCUUUGCGGGAGUUGAGCAGCCAAUCUAUCCAAAAUUAAUAAAUAAAAUUAAUAAAUAAUUUUGCAACCCAGCCA